Populus trichocarpa (black cottonwood) is the source of this 1410-nucleotide messenger RNA. RefSeq lists its product as uncharacterized. The transcript has 11 exons. Bases 305 to 1252 code for a protein of 315 amino acids. Gene Ontology annotation, molecular function: protein binding. NCBI's taxonomy places the organism in Eukaryota, Viridiplantae, Streptophyta, Magnoliopsida, Malpighiales, Salicaceae. The record is from RefSeq and is a predicted model, not a curated record.
CUUGACAGAGAAGUAGAGGAGAAGGUUUGGAAGAGGAAGAGUGAACAUGCUAGAUUCAUCAAAAAAGAGAGAACAUGCUAGUGUUUUGCUUUCCUUUCCAUGAUUGGAAUCCAAAAAAGCUAUCCAAUCAAUCUCUUUACAAUGCGUGGGUGGCAAGGCUUCUCUCACGUACGUCUAAGUUCUAAACGAAACCAGCUAGCUACAAGCCAUUUACAACAACACUUGGCUAGCUACCUCUCUAAUUCUCUUUCUACAACAAUCACCUGCUUAUUGAUCACUCCAUUAAAGGCACCUCCUUAAUUCAAUGGAGUCUCUACAGGAAUUGAGUGUCUUGGAAGCAAACAAGCGAUUGCUUAAGGAACUUGAAGACAUGGGUUUCCCACGGAUCCAAGCUGCGAAAGCACUUCAUUGUUCUGGCAAUACUGACAUUGAAGCUGCCAUAAAUUGGAUCGUUGAUCACGAGAAUGAACCAAGCAUCGAUCCAAUGCCCCUGAUAGCAGUGAACAUUGAUAUCGACUCUCCUCAGCCAAUUCAAACUACGGAGGAAAUGCAAAUAAAAGCACAAGAAUUAAGGAAUCAAGCUCGGAAGGAGAAGGAAGAUGAAGAAAAGAGAUUGGAACGAGAAAGGGAGAAGGAAAGAAUUCGAGCUGGUAAGGAAAUCCAUGAGGCAAAGCGAAUUGCUGAGGAUAAUGAAAGAAAACGUUAUUUAGCCUCGAGGAAAGCAGAGAAAGAGGAAGAGAAAAGAGCAAGGGAGAAAGUUCGUCAGAAACUUGAAGCUGAUAAGAACGAACGAAGGCGGAUGCUUGGAUUGCCAUCAGUAAGCCAUACAGCUACAAAACUUUCUAGCCCUUCCACACAUGAUAAAAAGAACUAUGUCAGCGUUGCCUCUGUCUCAAAAGUAGAGCAGUUAAGAGAAUGUUUACGGUCUCUCAAGCGCAGUCACAAGGAUGACGAUGCCAGAGUCAAAAGGGCCUUUCAAACUCUUCUUGUAUAUGUUGGGAAUGUUGCACAGAAUCCUGACAAGGAAAAAUUCAGGAAAAUUCGCAUUGGUAAUCCAUUAUUCCAGAGUAGGGUUGGAAGAUUGAGAGGAGGCGUUGAGUUUCUUGAACUAUGUGGGUUUGAAAGAAUCGAAGAGGACAAAUUCUUGUUUCUUCCUCGUGAUAAGGUUGACUUGGCUGUUCUAAACUCAGCAGGACUGGAGAUAAAGUCUGCAAUGUCGAAUCCUUUCUUUGGACUUCUCUCCAAUCCGUAAGAUAUCAUAAUAGGUGUUACAUCAGGUUACUUUCUCGAUUCUUAAUCAAGUUGUAAACUUGGAGAUAAUCGAAACGAGAAGAAAAUAUACAAGACAUUGGUGUGUGUGUGUGUGUGUUAAUCUUACAGUCUAAUGCAGCGUAGCUCUCCUUCUAAUCA